UAGUGUUUACGGUAUAUCCAAAAGUUUUGAGUUUAUUGUUUAAGAUUUAUCCGGUAAAGCCAAAGGGUUAGAGUAUACUCAAGGGUUUAAGGUUUACCAAGAGUUUAGAGUUUAAAAAUUAAUGAAUGUAAUUUGUAUAUUUUACAAUAAAAAAUAAAAAUUAACAGCAAAGUAGAUUGCAUUAUAUUUUGAAUUAAAUAAUGUUAAAAAGAUUUAUAGUUUUCAACCACAAAUAAUGAAUCAUAACUAUGUGAUUAUUAUACAUAUAAUAUAUAUUAUGCAUAUACAUGUCAUUGUAUGUAAAAAUUAACUAACCAUGUAAAAUUAAACUAAUCAUAAUAUUAAUAUCCGCAUAUGCGAUAAAAUAUCCGCAUAUGCGAUAAAAUAUCCGCAUAUGCGAUACAAUAUCCGCAGUCACUCCAUAGAGAGCUGGAUAUUUAAUCGCCGAGUUAAUAGUAAUAGUUUUGAUAAGCUGACAGAGUCUGAUUCGAAAAUCACCGACUGCAAUUCGUAUCUUCUUUCUGCUCAACCCAUUUCUAACAUUAUUUAUUCCAUAUUUAUUACAUAUUUUGAACUUUUUAUUCCAUAUUUUGAAAUUUUUAUGUCCUUAAUUACAUUCUGAAAUGGUAAAAGAGGGUUUCAAUGGGAAUGUAGUGAUAAUAUAAAAUAUGUUACCUAUGAAACUAUACACUAUUUAUUCCAGAUUUUGAAAAUAAAAUAUCUUCUUAAACAUACAAAUUAUUUUGGAACGUUGCAAUUAUACGUACACACAAUAAAUACCUCUAGAUACUGAAGUUACUUUGUUCCAUCUCGUCCAUGUAAAAUAUUGAGUACCAACAUUUUUUUGUACCUGAUGCUUUCUCCCAAAGGCGGUAAUAUUAUGAUAUAAAAUUCGUUACUUAUAAAACUAUGUACUACUUAGUUAAUAAUUUGAAUAUGUUUAUGUCCGUACAGAGUGCGGACCGGCCACCUAGUCUACUUUAAACUCUUUUAUCAUUAGGCCAAGAUCACUUAGUUAGAAACUCAAAGUUAUAUGCCACGCACCCUAGUUUUAAAGGGCAACAAAAAAAAACUUUUAUAACAGAAGGACAACAAUUGCUUUCUCCAUAAAUUGUUUCGAUAUGAUAUCUUCAAUGUUUAGUCUAUAUAUAAUGCUUGUUUAUAUGAUUAUAUCUAUGCAAUAUCUCGUAUAUUAAUGAUAUUUAUUUGAUAUUUAUUCCAUUUCGAUUUCGAAUCAUUUUAAUUAAUUUCUGCUAUUAUAAAUAAUGUAAUUCAUGUUUAUGGAAUAAGAAAAAUCCAUGUGUAGCAUACCCAGAAAUAAUGCUAGUUCCUGUCCUUAAAUUAAAGAAAUGGCCCAUUGGGAGGUCAAACCACCAUCUCAUCUUUGUCAUUUCACACAAGUCAACCCUAGUAAUUUACUCUAAACCAACAUUUUAAAAAUUAAAAAUCACUAAUCAAGUAAUUAACCCAUCUUCCCUUUAUAUAUAUAUAUAAACUCAUCAUCACCACCUUCAACCUCCACACACAUCUCCAAAGAAACUCUCCAUCAGACACAAUGGAAGACGACGGUUAUUACCUCGAAACCGAUCUCGAUUUCAGCUUCACCUCCACCGCCACAGACCGGACCUUCACCUCCUCAAGCGCUCGCUCCAGUCUCGCUCGUUCAAGCCUCACCUUAAGCUUCAACGACAGACUCUCCACUGCUACAACACCUUCCACCACCACUUCCGCCGCCGCGACAACGCUCCACCACCGUCGCCAAGAUCCUCACUGGACAGCAAUCAGAGCCGCGACAACGCUCUCCUCCGAUGGACGUCUCCAUCUCCGCCACCUAAAACUCGUCCGCCUCCUCGGAACCGGAAACCUGGGCCGUGUAUUCCUCUGCCACCUCCGUGACUGCCCAACCCCCACGGCAUUCGCGCUUAAAGUCAUCGACCGUGAUACUCUCACGGCGAAGAAGCUUUCGCACGUGCAAACGGAGGCGGAGAUCCUCUCCAUGCUAGACCACCCGUUCUUGCCUACACUCUACGCACGUAUCGACGCUUCUCACUACACUUGUCUCCUCAUUGAUUACUGUCCCAACGGAGACUUACAUUCCUUGCUACGUAAGCAACCUGGUAACCGGUUACCGGUUUCAUCGGUUAGAUUCUUCGCCGCCGAAGUACUCGUCGCCUUAGAGUAUCUCCACGCUCUCGGUAUCGUGUACCGAGAUCUCAAACCGGAGAACAUCUUGAUCCGUGAAGACGGACACAUCAUGCUCUCAGAUUUCGAUCUCUGCUUCAAAGCCGACGUCGUUCCCACUUUCCGAUCUCGACGUUUCCGGAGAGUUUCGACUCCGCCGUCGUCUCCGAGAAGGUUGAGGAGGAGUCGACGCGGCGGUUGCUGCUUCUCCACGGAGGUAGAGUACGAGAGAGAGGAGAUAGUGGCUGAGUUCGCGGCGGAGCCAGUGACGGCGUUUUCUAAGUCGUGCGUUGGAACUCACGAGUAUCUAGCGCCGGAGCUCGUCGCCGGAAACGGACACGGAAGCGGCGUAGACUGGUGGGCGUUUGGGAUAUUUCUCCACGAGAUGUUACAUGGAACAACGCCGUUUAAAGGUGCGACCAAAGAACAAACCCUGCGCAAGAUAGCGUCGAGUGAUGACGUGGCGUUUCCGUUGGAGUUGGAGGAAGAGGGAAUAAGAGAAGCGAAGGAUUUGAUUCAGAAGCUGUUGGUGAAGGAUCCAAUGAAGAGACUAGGUUGCGCCAGGGGUGCGCAGGAUAUCAAAAGGCAUCCGUUUUUCGAAGGGAUCAAGUGGCCGUUGAUUAGAAACUAUAAGCCGCCGGAGAUUCGAGGUCUGGUGAAGAAGUCGACGAAGGCACAUGCUUGUCACGUGACUGCUGUGUCAUCGCCACGUAGGAGGAAGUGGUUGUGGUGGGCCUUAUCGAAUUUACUGCGAAGUAAAAGCUUGAAAGGGAGUAACAGUAAGAUCCAGAGCAACAAUAAUUACUAUCAUUAUGUGGGUAAAAGCUAUAACGCGAGUCGCAAACGCGUUUAAGGCGUUUCC
Messenger RNA from Brassica napus (rape), 3043 nucleotides. Its product is annotated as serine/threonine-protein kinase WAG1. Gene Ontology annotation, cellular component: cytoplasm; nucleus; plasma membrane. The record is from RefSeq and is a predicted model, not a curated record. The transcript has a single exon. The coding region runs from base 1556 to 3034 and encodes 492 amino acids. Gene Ontology annotation, biological process: protein phosphorylation. Gene Ontology annotation, molecular function: protein serine/threonine kinase activity; ATP binding. NCBI's taxonomy places the organism in Eukaryota, Viridiplantae, Streptophyta, Magnoliopsida, Brassicales, Brassicaceae.